Messenger RNA from Bufo bufo (common toad), 860 nucleotides. RefSeq lists its product as uncharacterized. The record is from RefSeq and is a predicted model, not a curated record. Lineage: Eukaryota; Metazoa; Chordata; Amphibia; Anura; Bufonidae. The coding region runs from base 63 to 860 and encodes 265 amino acids. The transcript has 2 exons.
CCUCCUUCUCAGCAUGCGGUCAGAAGGAUCCCCAGCCAGCCUGUUAGUAUCCCUAGGUGCAUAUGGACGCUCUAUCCGGAGACAUGGAAGAAGAGAGCGGUCAGCGCGCUGAUGUACAGGAUGGUCAUGAUGGCAGACCGAAUACUAAAGAGGCCCCCAGGAAAGCCACUGCUAAAAUUAAAGGAAGAGAGUGUGCCGUCUGCAAGAAAAAACUCGCCUCUUCCUGGUCUAAAAUGUUAUGUCAGCAUUGUGCUAAUAAAGUGGUAGAGGAGGAAUCCCCAUCAUUACUUCAGAACAUCAAAGAGAUUGUCAAAUCUGAGGUCUCUGAUUCUAUCAAAAUGUUUAAGAAGUGCCUACCUCCCUCAACCGCAGGCAAGCAAGGUGAUUCUAAUAUCAUAUCUGAUAGUGAAUCUUCCGAGGAGAGUGAGCAAGGAGAGAUCCUAGAUAGUUCAAGCUCCUCCUUGGAUGAAGUUUCCUCGGGUAGACCUUUAUUCCCCCAUGAGGAUACAGAUUCCUUACUCAAGGCUAUUAGAACCACGAUAAAGGUGGAUGAAUCCAAAGAACAAAAGUCCAUUCAAGAUAUAAUGUUUGGGGAUCUGGGUCACAAAAGAUCUAGAGCCUUUCCGUUAAACGAACAUUUAAAACAUUUAAUUCAGAAAGAAUGGAAAAAAAUGGAUAAAAAGUUUUUUAUUCCCAGAAGUGUAAAAAGAAAGUAUCCCUUUGAUGAAGGCGAGUCAUCCUGUUGGGACAGGCCUCCUAAACUAGAUGCCCCUAUUGCGAAAAUCUCAAAAAAAUCUGCCUUGCCUUUUGAGGAUCUUGGCGCCCUAAAAGACCCGAUGGAUAGAAGGGCUGUACCUUAA